This is a messenger RNA of Kluyveromyces lactis, 963 nucleotides long. RefSeq lists its product as uncharacterized. The transcript has a single exon. The record is from RefSeq and is a predicted model, not a curated record. NCBI's taxonomy places the organism in Eukaryota, Fungi, Ascomycota, Saccharomycetes, Saccharomycetales, Saccharomycetaceae. Bases 1 to 963 code for a protein of 320 amino acids.
AUGGCAUCACCGAUCUUCAUAUCAAAGAAACCCACUUCAUUGACCAGUGAGUAUUUUUUUCUUGGAACAAAAUACUAUGGGAAUUCAUUGAUUCGAAUAUCAAAUGGGAUUAAAACAUUGCAUCCAGAUCAUAUGAAGAAAUGGAUUCCGAUAUUGCUGCUGUCUAGUGUCACAUACGCUUUUGUGGAAGCUGCUAAACAUUGUGUUUCGAAGUUAAACUGCAGAGGAUGUGAGUACUUGAAGUGCGUUCUGGAUCCACAUAUGAUUGGUAUAUGUAUAAUACAGUUCUGUGUUUCAAGUUUCGAGACCACGUUCUGGCAAUCAUUAAACGAACUGGAUAAAAGAUAUCAUCUGCACAGUGGAACAGUUAAUCUACAAGGUAUAGGAAAACAACGAACAAGAACACUACAGUUCCAAUUACGGGCCACGAUAACGCAGCUUUUCUUGAUCAUGACAGUAUCAUGGUUUCCAAGCAUCGCAUGCCAUGCCAUAAUUUCAAUUCUUACAUUCAACCAAUUAUCUCAUCGGUUCGGUACAGACAUCUCAUUUUUAGUAUGCUCUCUCUUGUUGUUGUUCCCACCGAUGUGGCAAAUAAAGUUUUUGUCUCAUUUCUGUUCGUUCAAUCUGUUGAUCAGAGCGUCUUUAGCACCGUAUUUCAACAAGACAAUGCUACAGAAGAGUGAACGACACACGUGGAUUCAGUCAAGAAGCGGAAUCUUGUACGGAUACAUGCUUCCCUUCUAUCUGAUGAUUAUCUCAACUUCUUACUUAUCUAUGAUAGUGUUUUAUCUAUCACAUGUCUCUGGUCUACCAGAACUGAUUAGAGACCUUACAGACCCAUUCCCCGACCCAUACCUACCUGGCACGAUUCAGAUGUCAAUAUGGAAUUCGAAACAAUCUCUUUGGUCCAAUAAUAAAUUGAAAACUAGCGAUAGAGAGAAACGAGACUCUGACUCAGAGUGA